AUGAAGAGUACAGCUUGGGGUAUACUCUGCGUUCUGGGCGGUUUCCUUUACCAUCUUGCACUGGGAUAUUUCUACACAGUCGGCAACAUGAAUCCAUAUAUUGUCUCAUAUACGGGUAUCAGGCCGAGUGAAGCAGCUUGGUUCUCCUCAACCUUGCUUGCUCUUCAGGCAUCUUUUAUGCCGAUUGGUGCUAUUCUCGCUUCGAAAAUUGGUUAUAAAUUUGUGCUCAUUAUUGCAAUGAUUUUCAGCGCCGGUGGCAUCUUACUCACACGCUUAACUGUUGACUAUGGUCUUGGAGCUUAUAUUGCAACUUACUGCAUUAUGAACGGUAUUGGCAUGGGUAUUCCCUACUCUCUCAUCUUUUCAAUCGCUCAAUCGUGGUUCCCUAACAAACGAGCGACAGUUGUCGGAAUCAUUUCAUCCGGUUUUGGCUUAGGAGCUCUUGUAUUCACGCCAAUUCAAAUCGCUAUCAUUAACCCUAACAACCUAAGCCCAAAUUCAACUGGCAGUUUCCCUGAAUCUGUCAGAACUGCGAUACCCAACGCUUUCUUGAUCCUUGGUGGUUUGGUUUUCUCUUUGGAGCUGAUUGGAACGAUCUUGUUGAGAGAAUACCCUGCUGACAAGUCUGAAAGUGAUUGUUCUUCUGCAAAAAACACAGAUUCCACAGAAAUGAAAAUAUUGGCUGGUGAUGUUGAGCCUAAAAAACCAGUUGUGUGUACACCAAAGAGCUACACAGUUUAUCAGGCUUUAAAAUCAAUCGAUUUUUACUUGCUCUUUUUUAUUGUCUUCAGUGAUAUUGUUCCCGUUACCCUUCUUACUUCCACUUUCAAGCUUUACGGCAUUCGAGGUGGUUUCGAUGAUCAAUUUUUAUCAGCUGUUGCAACAACUAGUGCAGCUUUCAACUGCAUUGGACGUGUAUUCUGGGGUCAAAUGGUAGAUCGAUUCUCCUCAAAGUGCCCACUGAUGUGUUUCCUUAUUACAUGGGCUACUCUAUUUCUUACAUUUCCAUAUGUAACGGCUGUUGGUGGUGUAGCUAGCAAAGCACUCUAUGCAAUUUGGGUAUUUUUAUUGUUCUCCUCGCUCUCCGCGAAUUUUGUUGUCAUUCCAGCUACAUGUAUUCGGGUUUUCGGUCCUGUUAACAUGGCUACAAUCUAUGGUUUGAUUUACUUUGCUACGUGUCCUAGCGCUCUCAUUACCGCUGGCAUCUUCUCCCAAUUUGAUAUCCAAGGCAAAUGGAUACCUGUUUACACGGCCUGUGGUUGCUUCUGUCUACUUUCCCUUGCAAUGGCUCUAUUCAUUCGUGACAAGAGUGCUCAUUGUGUUGGCUGCACAAAUAAUAUUUGUGCAGCACUGUGCGAUCCUCUUCGAAAGCACGCGGCUGAGGCGGAAGAGGCGUAG
This is a messenger RNA of Rodentolepis nana, 1398 nucleotides long. The record is from the annotation of a GenBank genome assembly. Lineage: Eukaryota; Metazoa; Platyhelminthes; Cestoda; Cyclophyllidea; Hymenolepididae.